AUGGAUGAAUUGCGAGUAAAGUCCAACGAUGUGGAGGAGUUGCGGAGGAUAAUUCAAAGGACCAGCCUGCGGAAGGGAUUCGUACAAGAUGUGAAGAGCAACUGGGAAAUCAAAAGUCUCCAGUUCGGAAUUAUGAACAAGGAAGAAAUAAUAAAAUGCUCAGAAGUGAAAAUUUUAAACAGAGAAAUGUACAAAAACAACACAGGUAUUCCCUACCCUUAUGGAGUCUUGGAUCUCAAGUUAGGAGCUCACAAAAGUAACUCUCUGUGUGAAACAUGUAACAAAAAUUUUAUGAACUGUUCAGGUCAUUUUGGAUACAUUGAAUUAAACUACCCACUCUUUCAUGUGGGGUACUACAAGUACAUCAUCUAUAUCCUGUACUGCAUUUGCAAAGUCUGCUCACAUAUUUUACUAACCAAUGAAAAGCUUGAAUUUUAUACGAAUCUGAAAAGACGUGCAUCGGAGGAUAAGUUUUUCAAAAAACACAUUUUUAAGAAAAUCUUAAACAGUUGUAAAAAGGUGACAAAAUGCUACCGUUGUGGAUAUCCUCAAGGAGUGAUAAAAAAAAUUAUAAAACCCAGUUUAGAUCAAUUCAUGAAAUUAAAACAUGUAAUUAAAAUCAAAGAAAAUGGUAAAAUGGUAAUAAAAGAGGAUGAUUUAAAUAGUCUUUACGUUUUAAAUCUCUUCAAAAAUAUGAAUCCUUACCAUGUGAAACUUUUAAAUGUGGAAAAUCCAGAGAAGCUACUCAUAACGGCUUUGUUGGUACCUCCCAACACCAUUAGACCAUCAGUUAUAAUUGAUGAACAUGGUACAGCAGAGGAUGACUUGACUUGUAUUCUAUCAGAAAUCACACAACUUAACAACACCAUUAAUAAUCAGUGCAGUAAUGGUUACCAGACUAAUCAGUUCUUAGGUAAUGUAGAAUUUCUUCAACUUCAGAUUACAAGGUUCAUCAAUAGCGAUUCCCCUGCUGUGUCUCAGUUAUUAGCUACUCAAAAUAUUUCCAAACCAGGUAGAGGAAUCUGUCAGAGGCUGAAAGGAAAAGAAGGUAGAUUCAGAUGUAACUUAUCCGGUAAAAGGGUAGACUUUUCAAGCAGAACUGUCAUUUCACCGGAUCCUAAUAUCUCCAUUGAUGAGGUUGUUAUUCCGGAAAUUAUCGCUAUGAGGCUUACGUACCCGGAGAAGGUUAAUCGGUACAACAUUGAGAGGUUAAAGAAAUUUAUAAAGAACGGAACAAACACAUGGCCUGGAGCAAAUUACAUUAUCAAGAAAGCAUGCAACCAGAGGAUUUCCUCAGGAGGUGUUGGUGCCCCCUCCCAAGGGGAUUCCAUCAUCGAUGUGGUGAAGCGGUACGUCGGUAAAGGAGGGGGGGAUUCCCUCACCACUGGACAGUAUCCCUCUACAGGAGAACUGGCAGAUUCGCGUAGAGGUAACCCCAGCAUCAACAAAAUUAGCCUAAAAUAUGCGAACAAGAAGUUCAUCAUUGAAAACCUCCAAGUGGGGGAUAUCGUGGAAAGGCACCUCGUGGAUGGAGAUAUCGUCUUGUUCAAUCGACAACCAUCUCUCCAUCGAAUGUCUAUCAUGUGUCACAAGGCGAGAGUGAUGAAGUACAAGACCUUUCGAUUCAACGAAUGUGUGUGCUCUCCGUACAAUGCAGAUUUUGAUGGAGACGAAAUGAAUUUACAUGUGCCACAAACGGAGGAGGCAAGAGCAGAGGCUCUAUACCUCAUGAAUGUAAAGCACAAUUUGAUAACUCCAAAAAAUGGAGAAGUUAUGAUUGCCUUGACACAGGAUUUCCUUUCAGCCUCCUAUGUCAUCACAAAUAAGGAUACCUUUCUCGACAGAGACUCCUUCUGUUUACUAUGCUCCUACUUCUCAGAUGCAAAGGUAGACAUAGAAUUACCUGUGCCGGCUAUAUUAAAACCGAAGGAGCUUUGGACGGGAAAGCAGUUGAUAAGCGUCCUUAUAAAGCCAAAUAGGAAGGAAAACACAAUUAUCAAUUUUGAAAUGAAGGAGAGAGAAUAUUCAACAAAAAAUGGAGAUCUCAAAUAUAUGUGUCUGAAUGAUUCCUACGUAUGUUUCUAUAAAUCUGAAUUGAUAUGUGGUUCGUUAGGAAAGAAGGUUUUGGGAUCAUCCAAAUAUGGCUUAUUCUACUACCUUAUCCACCACAACUCUUCUCACGUUGCGGUCAAAGUUAUGAACCGUUUUUCAAAACUGACCAGUAGAUACUUCUCCAACAAAGGAAUGACAAUAGGUAUUGACGAUGUAACUCCAUCGGAGACCCUAAUUCAGAAGAAGAAGGAUCUCCUCCAAGAAGGUUAUGAAAAGGUUAAUAAGGAAAUAGUUCUUUAUAAUGAGAAGAAAAUGCAGAUACAACCGGGAUGUACUUUGGAAGAAACGCUGGAAAUUAAAGUAAAGAAUAUUUUAGAUGAUCUUCGAAACGAUGCAGGAAAGACGUGUAAUCAGUAUUUGGAUCAUUUGAACAAACCACUUAUUAUGUUUAACUCUGGAGCCAAGGGGGCUCUCAUCAACAUCGCUCAAAUGAUUGCUUGUGUUGGACAGCAAAACGUUACUGGCCAGAGAAUUAAAAACGGAUUCAUUAAUAGAACCCUUCCUCAUUUUAACUUCCACUGUAAGGACUCCGAAAGUAGGGGGUUCGUUCAGAACUCCUUCUACUCGGGUCUUAAUCCCACCGAGUUCUUCUUUCAUACUAUGUCUGGAAGAGAAGGGCUUGUGGAUACAGCUGUUAAGACCGCGGAAACAGGCUACAUGCAAAGGAGACUUAUGAAAGCCCUUGAAGACUUGUCCAUCCAUUAUGAUUACUCAGUUCGAUCUUGCGAUAAACAAAUUGUUCAAUUUAUUUACGGGGAUGAUGCACUGAACCCAUCUUAUGUGGACAACAAUAAUUCCUAUGUACAUCAGUUUGAUAAAAUCUUCGAUCACAUUACAUCCAUUUCUUCCAGCAACAUUCUACUGUCAUAUGAGAAGCUCUCCCCUGCUUCGACAACCUGUUCGACAACCUGUUCGACAACCUGUUCGACAAACGCUUCGACAAACGCUUCGACAAGCGGUUCCCCUAUUUCGUGCAUCAUCAACCGAGUCGUUUCCAAAAUGAGCGACCCGGACUCGGUGCCCUUCAUCCCCUUAUCGCACGAUGAGCAUUUUGUGAGAAGGAUCAUGGAGAAACCCGAACUCACCCCCAGGUGGGGAAAUAAAGUAGUAGCACAAGUAGUGGCGGAAGAAGAGGAAGCGACCAAAGGGGGAGAUCCCCCUGAUGUGAAAACUCCUCAUGAUCCACCCGCCACGAUGGAGGGCAAAGUCAAAGUGGAAAUAAGAAACGACCAAUAUGUCGGCACGCAGGAACAGAAACAAUCUAAACGGCAGAAACGGUACAAAGGGAUGAAGCAGACAAAGCAUGGACACCCAGAGGAUGAAGCCGGUGAACAGGCAACUACCCAAAAGAACUGCGUCCUGCCGCCACAGAAACAUCAGUCUAUUGCACGAUUCGUAAAUGAUUAUCGAAACGUAGUUGAGAUAAAGAAGCUGAUGGAUAAGAAUCAGGUCUGCCUGAGGGAGUCGGAAAAAAAACUUGUACGAAGUAUGUACAACCAGAUGAGCAAAAACGUGGUGAAGAAAAUCGAAAUUAUUAACACGGUGUAUCGAUCAGAGAGGGAAAAGGCGCUUAGUACUAAGGAACAGUGUCAAGGAGAGGCGAACGUGAUGGAAGUGAGUUAUGGUGUAGAUGCAAACACCAGUAGUGCAGAUGCACAAGGUGGUUAUAUCCACACUAGGAGGAAGAAAGGGCACGUACAGCCGCACAGCGGGACGAAUGGAAACCGUGAAAGGGAUGAAAUGCCCCGAUUAUACGAAAAUAAGCUGUACAGGCAAAUGAUAAAAAACGUAAUCGCAUUUGUGAGUGUAUUCGAAUACAUCGAAAAGAAGAAACAACACUAUAUACUUCUGCCAUAUGAAGUUAUAGAGUGGACGAAUUUUCUUCUGAACUAUCUACCAGAGUUAAUGCCAACAAACAUAUAUGCUCACACGGAACUAUCUCAAAGAGAAAGUCCAACCCAUCAGGAAAGAACCAAGACGAUGAAUAUCUACAUGAAGGAAAUUAAAAAGUGGUUAAUAGUGAAGGCUAUCAAUAUAUAUAAGUUCUUUAAAUACAAGAAGGGGGUUGAGUUAAUGAGACGGAGUGAUUACCUUGACUUCGUCUGCACACAAACGUAUGAACCAUCUUAUCGAUACCUCUUUUACGAUUAUCCAUUUGUUAACCUAAAGCAGUUGUAUCUGUUCAUUUUUUUUAAUGUCUCAAAAUACUUUAAGUAUAUCUCCUCACCGGGGGAUGCCGUGGGGUCCAUUUCGGCACAGUCCAUUGGGGAACCCGGCACGCAAAUGACACUCAAGACUUUUCACUUUGCAGGCGUGGCCAGCAUGAACAUAACCCUGGGUGUACCACGAAUCAAGGAAAUUAUAAACGCGUCGAGCAAUAUACAGACGCCUAUACUAAAUAUCCCCCUGCAGGUGAAGGACAACUACAACUUUGCCCUAAUGAUGAAGUCAAAGUUGGAGAAAACCACAAUCAGGGAUAUCUGUCUGUAUAUAAAAGAAGAUUACACCAGUCGAGGCAUCUUCCUCUCCGUGAAAUUCAACGAACAACUCAUCCACAACCUAUUCUUAAACAUAAAUGCCUAUACCAUUAAGGAUAUAAUAAUGAGGCAAAGUCACAUUAAUAAAAUUAAGAUAAACAAAAUUGUUGUUGAAGUGGUGAAUGCGUACAAGUUACACAUGUCGUUGAAAAAUGAUGAGUUCUUAUUUUUCCAAAUCGAGUCUCUGAAGAAGGGACUCCUCGACCUCCUCAUUCAUGGAGACAAGGAUAUAAAGCGUUGUAUCAUUAAGAAGGAAGAAGUGGAGGUCACCGAUGAUGAGAUGGAGAUAACAGACGAAAGGGUGGGCGAACUGUCUACUGGAAUGCCUAUCCAUUCGGAAGACCACAAUCCCCCUUCGAAUCACUCCCCUAUUGCCAAUGGGCACGACGCUAAACAUAAUAAAGGAGAAAAGGUAACCGAGAAGGAAUGCUCUGGAAAGAAAACCCCCAAUGAGGAGAAAUUGCGGAACAUCAUGGAAGCCUUUAAAGUACAAAUAAAGGAACAGGUGUUAAAAACGGAUAACCGAGGAAGGGAAGAAGAACCUAUUGUCAACUUAGAUACAAUCAAUAUGGACACGUUAAAUUUAGAAAAAGUAGACCUCAACCAAAUAAGGCAUGAGAAGAUUGACUUUUACGAUAAGCAUGGUAAUCUCUACACUGGAGGAAAUGAUCCGGAAUGUAAAGAAAAAAAAAAAAAAAAAAAAAAAAUUAUUUACUCGAUCCUUGUAGAGGGUAACUCCCUCAAUUACGUCCUGGGGUUGGAAGGAGUAGACUUCAAGCAUAUAAUUUCGAACCAUGUGAUAAAUGUUUUUCAAGUCCUUGGAAUAGAAGCUGCACGAGUAACCAUCAUCAAUGAGAUAAAGAAGUGUGUGGAGGCGUAUAGCAUAGACAUUGAUAUCAGGCACAUCAUGCUCCUGGCGGAUAUCAUGGCCUUCACGGGAGAUAUCCUCGGGAUAAACCGCUUCGGCAUUCAGAAGGCCAGGCACAGCACACUCAUGUUGGCAUCCUUCGAAGAGACCAACGAACACCUCUUCGUUUCCUCUUUCUUUAAAAAUAAGGAUGAAAUAAACAACAUCAGCGAGAGCAUCAUUGUUGGCAAAAAUAUCCCCAUUGGCACGGGAUCCUUCCAGCUUCUCUACGACUACAAAUUCAACCGAGAGGAAAGGAAACUCACUCUUCUGGAAAGGGCGCAACAGGAAAUGGCAUCAGGGAGAGAUGUCGUGAAACUGGCACUACACAAUGGCAAGGGAAGUCAGGGCAAUUGA
This is a messenger RNA of Plasmodium knowlesi strain H, 5913 nucleotides long. Its product is annotated as DNA-directed RNA polymerase III subunit RPC1, putative. Lineage: Eukaryota; Apicomplexa; Aconoidasida; Haemosporida; Plasmodiidae. The coding region runs from base 1 to 5913 and encodes 1970 amino acids. Gene Ontology annotation, biological process: DNA-templated transcription. The record is from RefSeq and is a predicted model, not a curated record. Gene Ontology annotation, molecular function: DNA binding; DNA-directed RNA polymerase activity. The transcript has 4 exons.